AGGGAGAGCUUGAUGGCGUUUCCCCCUCAGUUCGGUCCAGUUGUGAGAAGACAAAGUCGAGCGAGGAGGACGUCGAUGCGCAAAGGUGCUCGUCCGCGAUGAAAAGUGCUCCGAAGCGAGGCCACUUCACCCCGAAGAAUUAACAUUUUCCCAAAGCGGCCCACUGGAGGAGAAGAUGAUGUCUGACGCCAGCGAGAUGUUGGCGGCCGCCUUGGAGCAAAUGGAUGGGAUUAUUGCAGGCUCCAAGGCCAUGGACUACUCCAACGGGCUGUUUGACUGCCAGUCGCCCUCGUCGCCGUUCCUGGGCGGCCUGCGGGUGCUGCACUUGCUGGAGGACCUGCGGGGGGCGCUGGAGCUCAUGGAUAACCAAGAGCGAGACAACCUGCGCUGCCAGAUCCCCGACUCCACCGCCGAGGGACUGGCUGAGUGGCUGCGGGGCCGAAUGGUAAGCGGCCGGGAGAACCUGUCCAAACAAAGCUGACAGACCCAUUUGCAGACAAACGGCCACGCUGUCGAGAACGUCCACCAAGAGCGUCUGGCUCGCCUGGAGAGCGACAAAGAGUGCCUCAUCCUCCAGGUCAGCGUCCUCACAGACCAGGUGGAGGUGCAAGGGGAGAAGAUCCGCGACCUGGACAGCUGCCUGGAGCGCCACCGGGAGAAGCUCUGCGCCACCGAGGAACUGCUGCAGAAGGAACUUCGGACUCGCUCGGCGCUGGAGACCCAGAAGCUGGAGCUGGUGACGGAGCUUUCGGCCGUCAAGCUGCAGCUGAGCGCGUUGGAGAGGGACCGCGCAGAUCACCAGGAAGUGGGCCACUUGCGUCUCCGUGUGGCCGACUUGGAGAGUGAGCGUCUGCAGUGUGACCGGAAAAGCAAAGCUUCCAAACGGGCGGCCGGAGCUGAGCUGAAGGAAGAGCUGCGGCUGCUGCAACGUGAGCUGGAGGAGCGAGAGGCGCAAUUGAGGAACUUGAAGGAGGAGAGCGGAGCCGAGGGGCUGCCGAGGGAUGCCCAAAUGGCCGAGAUGAAGACGCUGUUGGACUCCCUGGUGUCGGCCAAUGACGAGAAGGAGCAAAGGAUCAAAGAGUUGGAGAGCACCCGAGUUCUGGAGAACGUCCAAGAGAGGCCGAAGGAAGCCGACUACGCCGACAUCGCAGAUGAUGGCUCGCUUCCCGCCCAGGCCGGGCCGGCAUCGGAGGGCGAGGCGGGAAGGAUCUCGGCGGAGGCCAAAAGCAAAUGUGCCACUUUGGCCGAGCGAGACGCGUUCGGCGCCAAGCGGGUCCGGGCCUCCCUCGGUCGGGGCUUCUUCAAACUGCGGGGAGGCAAAUAUGCCAGUGGCGCAGCCGAGACGGAGCGCAAAGUCCCGGAGCACCUAGACUUGGCCUCCUCCCCUCUGACCUCCUCGCCUGAGAGCAAGAAGAAGUCCAAAGGCUUGAGGAAGUUCUUGGGCAGGUUGAAGAGGAGCCACUCCACGUCGUUGAACGCCGACGACGAGGCCGACUUCCGGCGCGGGGGCGUCCGGGCCACGGCGGGGCCUCGCCUGGGCGGCUCGCCAUCUCCGACGGAGGCCCCCUUCGCGCGCUGGACCCGAGAGGACGUGUGCGAGUGGCUCCAUCAGCAGGGCCUGGGCUUGUACGCGGCGGCGGCUCACGACUGGAUCCGUUCGGGACAGAGCCUGCUGCAGGCGUCCCAGCAAGACCUGGAGAAGGAGCUGGGCAUGAAGCACCCUCUGCACAGGAAGAAGCUGCAGCUGGCCCUCCAGGCUCUGGUGUCGCACGACGACCUCCUCCGAGGCCACCUGGACCACCACUGGGUGACGCGCUGGCUGGACGACGUGGGCCUGCCGCAGUACAAGACUCACUUUGAGGAGGCCCGAGUGGACGCCCGCAUGCUGCACUACAUGACUGUGGAGGAUCUCCUGUCGCUGAAGGUGGGCAGCGUGCUUCACCACCUCAGCAUCAAACGGGCCGUGCAGGUCCUGCGCCUCAACUCCUUCCAGGCCGACCGUCUGCGCCGCCGGCCCGCCCAAGAGACGUGCACCCGACCGCUCGACGUGAUCCAGUGGAGCAACCACCGCGUGAUGGAGUGGCUGCGCUCGGUGGACUUGGCCGAGUACGCGCCCAACCUCCGAGGCAGCGGCGUGCACGGCGGUCUCAUGGUUCUGGAGCCGCGCUUCACCGCGGACGCCUUGGCUCUGCUGCUCAACAUCCCGGCAGGAAAAACGCUGCUGCGGCGCCACCUGGCCACGCACUUCCACCUGCUGGUGGGAUCCGACGCGCAGAGGCUCAAGCAGGAGUGUCUGGAAAACCCCGACUACGUGGUGCUCACUGCCGCCGCCAAGGUCAAGCCGAGACGUUUGUCGUUCGGCAGCUUCGGAACGCUCCGGAAGAAGCGUCACGACGAUUGCGGCGACUACGUGUGCCCCAUGGACGUGGACAUGGACAUUGGCGUGGGGCUCCACAGGGACCCAGAGGACCACCUGGAGCAGCUUCAACAGAUGGACGACUCCGAGGGCGCCGUGAGGCAGAUCGGCGCUUUUUCCGAGGGACUCAAUCAUCUGACGAGCAUGCUGGAGGACGAGGAGGUUUUCGGGGAGAUCUCAGCAAGCCCGCCGGAAGGCGACCGAUGCGAUGAAGACGCCACAAGACUCGUCAAGUAACGCUACCAUGUGUGUGUGUGUGUGUGUGUGUGUGUGUGUGUGUGUGUGUGUGUGUGUGUGUGUGACUCUUUGCGUGUUAGCUAAACAAGGAGUCGUUUUGGGACGAGACCUACGUACCGCAUACAAUUCAAUUCUGUUUCUUUUUUUGCAAUAAAUAAUGACAAAACUAA
This is a messenger RNA of Syngnathus typhle (broad-nosed pipefish), 2823 nucleotides long. Its product is annotated as liprin-beta-1-like. Gene Ontology annotation, biological process: neuromuscular junction development. The transcript has 21 exons. Gene Ontology annotation, cellular component: presynaptic active zone. Lineage: Eukaryota; Metazoa; Chordata; Actinopteri; Syngnathiformes; Syngnathidae. The record is from RefSeq and is a predicted model, not a curated record. Gene Ontology annotation, molecular function: protein binding.